UUGGAGUCGGAACUCUUCCAGGUUCUGUUUCUUUAAGGCCCGGACCGUUUCGGCUGUGAUUCGGCUGUGAUUCGGUUGCCGGUUGCCACCCCGCGGCGCCCGCUCAGUGGUCGGAACCGGGUCCCAGUGGUCGGAACCGGGUCCCGGAGCCCGGCUCUCUGCGUGCGGUUGGGCCGCGUGUCGGUGACCUAAUGAGGGGGAGGCUUUUGUUUGGCCCCCGCUGCAGGCUGCGCUUCCCCCGGAGGAUGCCACGACGAGCUGCGGCUCCUCCUGCACGGACAGCGCAGAGACCCACAGAAUCACGAUAUUGACAUGAAGAAAGACAUCAAGACUCUAAUAGCAGAGGAACGGGCCGACAUCAUCCUAAAAUAUGCUACGGGCAGGCAGGGCGGCGUGGAGAUCGACCCCUGGGAAGAUGCUGAUUACAGCGUCUAUAAAGCCAUCGACCGCUUCGGCUUCAUGCAUGAGAAUGAGCUGCCGGCCCCAACAGUUCAAGAGGAGAAGCGGAAGCAGCUGGAGGUCGAGAGAGCAGAGAAAUGGCUGAAGAUGGUGAAUAAAUGGGACAAAUACAAGAACAGUGACAAGAUGGUGAAGCGGGUCUAUAAGGGCAUUCCCCUGCAGCUCCGGGGCCGGGCCUGGACCCUGCUGCUGGACGUGGAGCACCAGAGGGAGAACCUGGGAAAAUACGAGAAAAUGAAGGAGCAAUACAGACUCUGUUCCUCUGAGAUCAAGCAGAUCGACCUGGACAUCAACAGAACCUUUCGGAACCACAUCAUGUUCAUGGACCGCUUCGGGGUCAAGCAGCAGUCGCUCUUCCACGUCCUCUCUGCAUAUUCAGUUUAUAACACUGAGGUGAGCUACUGCCAGGGCAUGAGUCAGAUCGCCGCCCUGCUGCUGAUGUACAUGAACGAGGAAGACGCCUUCUGGGCGCUGGCGCAGCUGCUGACCAACGAUCGGCACGCCAUGCAUGGCUUCUUUGUUCCUGGAUUCCCCAAACUUCACCGGUUCCAGGCUCAUCAUGACCAGAUCCUGUCCAAACUCCUCCCCAAGCUGAAGAAGCACAUGGACCGGGAGCAGAUGUCUGCAGGGAUCUACUGCACCAAAUGGUUCAUGCAGUGCUUCAUCGACCGGACGCCGUUCACCCUGACCCUCCGGCUGUGGGACAUCUUCAUCCUGGAGGGACAGCGGCUCCUCACCGCCAUGUCCUACACCAUCCUGAAGAUACACAAGAAGCGGCUGCUGAAGAUGUCUCUGGAGGAGCUGCGAGAGUUUCUUCAGGAACGAAUCGCCCAGACGUUCUUCCACAGCGACGACCUGAUCAUCGAGCAGCUGCAGGUCUCCAUGUUGGAGCUGAGGAAGAUGAAGCUGGACCUUCCUCCUCCAGGGAAACCCGAGGAGCUGCCUCAGAAGCCUCUGGGCCAGGAGCUGCCGGUCCUGCUCGGCCCGGUCCAGCCGUCCUCAGCCACUGGGUUCCACAGAGCCGGCCUGAGUCUCCACAUCAUGUCCCAUCAGCCGGACUCCAUUUCCCCAGACCAGAGCCCCUCCAAGGACCCCAGGGAUCUGGACGUGGUGGAGGAGCAGGAGGCCCCGCUGCCCUCUCCUGACCCCAUCAUCAUCCACAGCCAGGUGCCUCACACCUGA
Messenger RNA from Poeciliopsis prolifica (blackstripe livebearer), 1641 nucleotides. Its product is annotated as USP6 N-terminal-like protein. Lineage: Eukaryota; Metazoa; Chordata; Actinopteri; Cyprinodontiformes; Poeciliidae. The record is from RefSeq and is a predicted model, not a curated record.